Molecule: messenger RNA, 3439 nt
Organism: Microcebus murinus (gray mouse lemur)
Lineage: Eukaryota; Metazoa; Chordata; Mammalia; Primates; Cheirogaleidae
Source: RefSeq, a predicted model, not a curated record
CGAACCGUUUAUGGGUCUGCGAGGUCCUUUCCUACGUGUGUGCUUACGUCUGGAGCUCGCAACAACCAGGCUAUCGGCUAAGGGGAAGAGAAGUCUCGUCGUAGAGCAAGGGUUUGGAGGGGAGAGGGCGGCGGUUUUCAUUCCUGUUGGCGGAACUUUCUGGUGUUUGGAAUUGUCCUCGCGCCCCCCAGCCCCAAGGGGUUUGGGACUUAGUCGGGUCGUUUUGGCUGGUUUGAGGGUUUCCAGGUCUCUCAGCUUCCUUAAUCUGCCUCCCACCACCCCAACGUAUGGGGCCAUUUUCUCGCAGUAUAACGUUCGAAUCUUUCCCUACUUCCGUUGCUGCUUUUUAAAAUGGGCAUUUUAGGACCAUGCUAAUAGAAUUUGCCCUGAGUGGCGCAAGGUGACACAUAACAAGGUCCCCACACGUUUGUGUAGUUCCACAAAACCAGGCUUUCAUUGAUGCUUGUUUAAUCAUUAAAGCCACAAGCUACAUGUAGUUCCUAAGGAGGAAAUUCUUAGUACUAGUUCACUUGGUAGUGCUAACAGAAAAAAAAAAAAAAAAGCAAAAACAACCAAACUUUGUAAGAUAAUUUAAAGAAGUUUGUUCUGAGCCAAUGCGUGUGACCACAUCCUGGGGAGCCACAUCCAGAAAGCCUUGAGUAAGGGGUCCCAAGGCGAUCGAAUUAGAUUUUGGUUUUAUACAUUUUAGCGAGACAGGAAUUGCAGGUAAAAUCAUAAAUCAUGGAAGGUAUAUAUUGGUUUGGCCCAAAAAGGCUGAACUGGACAUCUGGAAGGAAGGCUUUACAGCUGGUUUGGCCCAACAAGGUGGGACAUCUCAAAGCGGGAGUUUACAGGUUGGUUACAGGCAUGAUUCUGCCUUCCUGUUAACUGCAUAACUCAGGGCUCUUCAGAUACCCAGAAGUAGGAGAAAAAUGGCCACAUUCAAGGAGUCAGUGACAUUCAAGGACGUGGCUGUGGUCUUCACGGAGGAGGAGCUGGGGCUGCUGGACUCUGCCCAGAGGAAGCUGUACCGAGAUGUGAUGGUGGAGAACUUCAGGAACCUGCUGUCAGUGGGAGGCAAGAUCCAAACUGAGAUGGAGACUAUUCUAGAAGCAGGACCACAUGAAGAGUUGUCCUACCAGCAAAUAUGGGAACAAAUUGAUUUAACCAGGUCUCAAGACUCCGUGGUAAACAACUCUAAGUUCUCCAAACAAGGCAUGAUUCUGCCUUCCCAGGAACUGUAUAACUCAGGACUCUGCAAAUUCCCCAAAGUAGGAGGAAAAAUGACAACAUUCAAGGAGGCAGUGACAUUCAAGGACGUGGCUGUGAUCUUCACCGAGGAGGAGCUGGGUCUGCUAGAACCUGCCCAAAGAAAGCUGUACCGAGAUGUGAUGCUGGAGAACUUCAGAAACCUGCUUUCAUUGGAGCAUCAGCUAUUCCCACGAGACACAUUCCACUUCCUAAGUGAAGAAAAGUUUUGGAUGAUGAAGGCAGCAACCCAUAGAGAAGGGGAUUCAGUAGACAAGGUCCAAACUGAGAUGGAGACUAUUCCAGAAGCAGGACCGCAUGAAGAGUUGUCCUGCCAGCAGAUCUGGGAACAAAUUGCAAGUGACUUAACCAGGUCUCAAGACUCCAUGAUAAAUAACUCUCAGUUCUCCAAACAAGGUGAUGUGCCCUAUCAGACUGAGGCAGGACUAUCUCUUAUUCACAUAGGACAGAAAACUUACCAGUGUAAAGAACAUAAACAGUUCUUCAGUGAUUUCUUUGUCUUUGAUCUUCAGCAGCAAUUACACUCAAGAGAGAAGUCUCAUACGUGUGAUGAGUGUGGAAAGUGUUUCUGUUACAGAUCAGCUCUUCGUAUUCAUCAGAGAGCCCACAUGGGAGAAAAACUUUAUAAGUGUGAUGUGUGUGGUAAGGAAUUCAGUCAGAGCUCACAUCUGCAAACUCAUCGGAAAGUUCACACUGGAGAGAAACCAUUUAAAUGUGAGCAAUGUGGGAAAGGCUUCAGUCAUAGAUCAGGACUUUAUGUUCAUUGCAAAUUACACACAGGAGAGAAACCUUAUAAUUGUGAGAAAUGUGGAAAGGCCUUCAUUCAUGAUUCCCAGUUUCAGGAACAUCAGAGAAUCCAUACUAGGGAGAAACCAUUCAAAUGUGAUAUAUGUGGUAAGACUUUCCAUAGUAGAUCAAAUCUGAAUAGACAUUCCAUGGUUCACACAAGAGAGAAACCAUUCAAAUAUGAUACAUGUGAUAAUAUUAAUAGCUUUGGUCAGAGAUCAGCAUUUAAUAAUCAUUGCAUGGUCCACAUAGAGAAACCAUACAAAUGUGAGGAGUGUGGAAAAGGCUUCGCUUGUAGGCAAGAUCUUUGUAAGCAUCAUAUGUACCACACUGGAGAGAAACCAUAUCAUUGUAAAGAAUGUGGAAAGAGCUUCAGAUGGUCCUCAAGUCUGUCGAGACAUCAGCAUAUCCAUACUGGAGAAACACCAUUUGAAUGUGGGAAGGGAUUUUAUACGAAUUCACGGCGCUAUUCCCAUCACAGACCCCACAGUAUAGAAAAGUCAUACAAAUGUAAGAAAUGUGGGAAGAGCUACAUUAGUAAGUUUAAUCUUGACUUGCACCAGAGAGUCCACACGGGAGAGAGACCUUAUAAUUGUCAGGAAUGUGGGAAGAGCUUCAGCUGGGCCUCAGGUAUUUUGAGACAUAAGAGACUCCAUAGUGGAGAAAAACCAUUCAAAUGUGAAGAGUGUGGGAAGAGAUUUACUGAGAAUUCAAAACUUCAUUCUCAUCAGAGAGUUCACACGGGGGAAAAGCCAUACAAAUGUGAGGAGUGUGGAAAGGACUUCAGAUGGGCCUCAACUCACCUAACUCAUCAGAGACUCCACAGCAGAGAAAAACCAUUCAAAUGUGAGGACUGUGGGAAGAGCUUUGUGCAUAGUUCAUACCUUAAAGACCAGCAAAGAGACCAUAGUGGGGAAAAACCAUACAAAUGCGAAGACUGUGAGAAAGGUUAUAAGAGGCGCUUGAAUCUUGAUAUGCUUUUAUCAUUAUUUUUAAAUGACACAUAAUUAUUAUAUAUAUUUAUGAUAUGUAAUGAUCAAAUCAAUGUAAUUAGCAUAUCCAUCACCUGAAAUAUUUAUCAUUUCUUUGUUUGGGGAACCUUCCAAAUUUACUAUUCUAGCUAUUUGAAAAUAAACACGAAAUUGUUGUUAAUUGUAGUCACCUUGCACUGCUGUAGAAUGCUAGAACUUACUCCUCCUAAUGAGCUGUACUUUUGUAUCCAUUAGCCAACCUCUGGCUAUCCUCCCUACCCCAUGCACCCUUCUCUACCUCUAAUAAUCACUCUAUUCUACUCUCUACUGCUAUGAUGUCAACAUUUUAGCUUUUGCAUAUGAGUAAGAAUAGUAUUUAUGUUUCUGUGUCUGGCUUAUAUCACUUAACAUAA